UGCUUGGAAUCUUAGUUCUUUUGUGACAAAAGUGGUUGCUGAUUGUACGUGACUGGAGACUGUUACAGAUUAACCAGACUCACUCAAGGCCACAGCUACAGAAAGAAGGAGUCAUGUUCUGCUUUCAUUGUCCCCCGGGCCUUCACCCAGCGGCCCGACCCCUCGGGCUGGACCUGCCCUUCCAGACGCACCCCUCAUUCGCGGGUUACGGGCUGCACGGGGAACUGCACGAGGACGCCUUCGCCAGGCGGAAACAACGCCGCAACCGGACAACCUUCACCCUCCAACAGUUGGAAGAACUCGAGAAGGCGUUCGCACAGACGCAUUACCCGGAUGUCUUCACUCGGGAGGACCUCGCUAUGAGGAUAAAUCUUACUGAGGCCCGGGUACAGGUUUGGUUCCAGAAUAGGCGAGCAAAGUGGCGUAAAAGUGAACGAUUCACUCAGCGUCAACCGAACUCCAAUGACGGGGACCCAGAUCACCCCGAUGACGGCAGAUCUGAGAACGAGGCCGAUGAUCCUGACGUGUGCGGUGACGUAUCUUGCGGUGAAGAAGAUGAAAUCGAGGCAAAAUUACAAAAUGUUAACCAGUUUGCUACAGAAAACGAUGUGAAGGACACAAAUACAGAUAAACGCGAAGGUGAAGGCAUCAUUGAUGAUAAUCAAAUUCCAACUAAAUUACAAACCGAACCAAAUAAAAGUGAAACCAUAACAUCCGCCAGUGAGAGUGGUGAUAAAAGUAGUCAAAACAUUGGUGAAAAUCAAAAUCAAAAUGAUAUUGACAAAAACAGACAUCUAAUUCAAAACAUUGUUGCCACUGACAAUAACAAUGGACGAGAUACUCCGGGUAUCACUGGUACCAAAAGCGAGGCUCCCAUCGAGAUGACGUCAUCAGUGGGAAUGACGUCAUCUUCCUCUCCGCCUCUGGCGUCCAUGGCUCUCAUAAACAGCGCCCGGGCGAGCAUGAUGAUGGGAAAACCGAUGCUUCAGCACUCGUUCACCCAGACGCUUAUGGCUCUCAGUAACAACGCCGCCAUGCAUCGACCGUCGUUCUUCCCCAUGGUUGAUAGUAGCUACAAGCAGUACCUGGACAGUUAUUUUUCCCCUAGACCAAUGUUCCCAGCCUCCCACUUCCCUACACACCCGGCGUUUAAAGGCUACAUGCCCCUGUGUGGCUGUAACUCCGUGAUGGGAGGCCACGAGACCCGCAACAGCAGCGUGGCAGAACUUAGGCGACGCGCGCGGGAACACAGCGAGGCGCUGUCAACCUCUGCUCCCGGCUCGCCUGUCCACCGCUCAUAAGGGCUUAUUAUAUUGGGGGACGGCUUGUCUUCAUGCCUUGUAGUGCGUGUCAUUUCUUUUUUAAAUAUGGAAUGCUUUUCCACUGUUUAUCAUUCUCGGCUGGUUCAGCGUCAUCGUCCCCAGUGUUACAAGCAGCCCGCUGGGAGCCCCAACACAACUCUACUCAAACGUACGGCUCGAAAAACGGACAAACGCACAUUUGUGAGGGGUUUGGGGGUAGGCAGUGAGCAGCCAGCUGCGGCCCGACCAUGAAUCGGAUUUUCAUUCAUAUAUCUCAAGAU
Messenger RNA from Mya arenaria, 1582 nucleotides. RefSeq names its product homeobox protein ceh-37-like. The coding region runs from base 114 to 1301 and encodes 395 amino acids. Gene Ontology annotation, molecular function: RNA polymerase II transcription regulatory region sequence-specific DNA binding; DNA-binding transcription factor activity, RNA polymerase II-specific. The record is from RefSeq and is a predicted model, not a curated record. NCBI's taxonomy places the organism in Eukaryota, Metazoa, Mollusca, Bivalvia, Myida, Myidae. Gene Ontology annotation, biological process: regulation of transcription by RNA polymerase II. The transcript is spliced from 7 exons.